Molecule: messenger RNA, 1535 nt
Organism: Nematolebias whitei (Rio pearlfish)
Lineage: Eukaryota; Metazoa; Chordata; Actinopteri; Cyprinodontiformes; Rivulidae
Product: protein ABHD8
Exons: 4
Coding region: 9-1406 (465 amino acids)
Molecular function (GO): catalytic activity
Source: RefSeq, a predicted model, not a curated record
GAAGUACCAUGCUGACCAGCAUUACUGACGGGAUCCUGUGCUGUCUGACGGGGAAGACUGCCAGUCUUGUCUUGCCUCUGGAGUUGUCCGAAGCCUCCGAUGGGUUUGAGUUUGUGGAGGUGAAACCCGGGAGGGUCUUGCGAGUGCGGCAUAUUGUUCCUGAGCAUCAGCCUCCCGACACAGAUGCAGGCCUGGUGAAGACGGAUGCUGGCUGUGAUGACGAGAACUCUGACAGUGACAGUGCUGGCACCAGCGUCCACUGCAAAAGGAAGAUCACAGUUUACCGCAACGGCCAGCUGGUGAUCGAGAACCUUGGCGACGUUUUGCACUCUGAAAUCUUGCAGUGCCAGGAUGGGGAUUUGGAGCCCUGUAGCACCGUGGAGGUGGAGCUGGCCGACUACAAAGAGCUGCCCUCGUCUCCAGACCCAAACCCUGCUCCACCUCCAGGCUUGUUAUCCUCUGAAGAGCAGAAACCUGCUCCACCCCCUCGCCGCCGCCGUCGCAAGCCUAAGCGCACAGUGCUCAUUGACUCGAAGCGGGUUAUCUCGAGCUGCAAAGGAACGCAUUCGGAUGUGGCCCUGUUCUUUAUUCAUGGCGUAGGAGGCUCUCUGGACAUUUGGAGCAGUCAGCUGGACUUCUUCUCCCGUCUGGGCUAUGAGGUCAUAGCGCCGGACUUGGCGGGACACGGAGCCAGCACUGCUCCGCAGAUCGCAGCAGCUUACACGUUCUAUGCUCUGGCAGAAGACCUGCGGGCCAUCUUUAAGAGAUACGCGCGGAAACGCAACAUUCUCAUUGGCCACUCGUACGGAGUGUCAUUUUGCACCUUCCUGGCCCAUGAAUAUCCUGAUCUAGUCCACAAGGUGGUGAUGAUCAAUGGAGGGGGUCCCACAGCUCUGGAGCCCAGCCUCUGCUCCAUCUUCCAGCUUCCAUCUUGUGUCCUCCACUGUCUGUCACCUUGUCUGGCCUGGAGCUUCCUGAAAGCUGGGUUUGCUCGUCAAGGUGCCAAAGAGAAGCAGCUGUUGAAGCAGGGUAACGCUUUCAACGUGUCUCCAUUUGUCCUGAGAGCCAUGAUGAGUGGUCAGUACUGGCCUGAGGGAGAUGAGGUCUACCAUGCUGAACUCACCGUGCCCAUCCUGUUGGUUCACGGCAUGUGUGACAAGUUUGUGCCGGUGGAGGAGGACCAGCGCAUGGCAGAGAUCCUCUUGUUUGCCUUUCUGAAGGUCAUUGAGGAAGGAAGUCACAUGGUCAUGAUGGAGUGUCCCGACACCGUCAACACCCUCCUCCACGAGUUCUUUCUCUGGGAACCAGACAUGUCGAGAAAAGACAGUCGCAGGGCAGACCCAGAUAAAGCUGCCUGUGACACAGUCGGCACACAGAAACUCAACAAGCCUCUGGACAAACACUAGAGCUGAAGAACCAAGCAGAGGGUUUGUUUCCUGCAGCUGGCACGUGUUUUUAAAGCUCCCAGGCUGAGAGAGAUUACAAGCAGGGCUGCAUCUUCAGGAUGUGCACGUCCACUGGCGCUUCGAGAUAAA